This is a messenger RNA of Magnolia sinica, 1734 nucleotides long. Its product is annotated as probable transcription factor At3g04930. Bases 141 to 1451 code for a protein of 436 amino acids. Gene Ontology annotation, cellular component: nucleus. Gene Ontology annotation, biological process: regulation of DNA-templated transcription. The record is from RefSeq and is a predicted model, not a curated record. Lineage: Eukaryota; Viridiplantae; Streptophyta; Magnoliopsida; Magnoliales; Magnoliaceae. The transcript has a single exon.
CAAACCCAACCCAACCCAACCCCACCGAACCUCUCCUCCCCUGUCCUUCCCUCCCUCCACCCCACAAAUACUCCUCCGGCCCGUGCCCUUGAUACACCAGCGACCGAGCGACCGAGCCAGCGAGGGUGCGAAGCUUGAAAAUGCCAGAAGAAGAAGAUCAGAACGUGUACGAGGAGGAAGACGAAGAUGACGACAGCGAGGAAGAAGAUGAGGACGAGGAAGUCGCCGCGCAGUUCGAGACGAGGCAGUCUAGAAGAAUUGAAGACGAAGAAGAAUUAGAAGAAGACGACGACGAUGAAGAAGAAGAUCUGAAUUCCGCGUCUCCUUCUUCAUCUUCCUCCGACGAAAACCCUAAAAACCCUGACCCUAACCCCGCCCCAAACCCUAACCCUAAAAAUCCCGUCGCUGCUCCUUCAUCCACCGCCGCCCCCCCGCAGAACGGUUCCGUCGGCAACCCUCUCCCUCCGCCUCAGGCAAACAUCGCCGCUGCUGCAGAGGCAGCGUCUGCUGCCGCCGCCGCUGCUGAUGGCGAUGGGGAUGGCGAUUCUUCCCCGGACCGCAAGCGGCUCUGUACGGAGGAGAAGAAGAUGGGCAUGGUGGUUGCUCCAUCUGAAGACUCCCGGCGCCUCUUCCAGCGCCUCUGGACUGAUGAGGAUGAGAUCAAGCUCCUCCAGGGCUUCCUUGACUUUAUCCAGCAGCGCGGCGGCGGCGGCGGCUCCCAUCACCACGACACUGGGCCGUUCUAUGAUCAGAUCAAGACCCGCCUCCAGCUUGAUUUCAAUAAGAGCCAGCUUGUUGAGAAGCUCCGGCGCCUCAAGAAGAAGUACCGGAACAUCAUAAACAAGAUUGGAUCUGGCAAGGAAUUCUCUUUCAAGAGGGCGCAUGACCAGGCCACGUUUGAGAUCUCACGCAAGAUCUGGAGCAUCGAUGCUGCCGGCGCUGCCUCGGCUGCCAUCGGGGAUGACGAGGAUGGGAAUGGUAUUGUGAAUAAUGCUGCGGAUCACUCUGAUAAGAAGGGUUCGAGGUCCCGGCGGCGUUCCCGGAAGAGGUCCACUCCUGAAGUGGUGGGUGUGGCAGAGGAUCCUGCGCCGAAUUUCGCUCCACCACCAGUGGCGGCAGUGCCACAGGCGUCCGCACCACCGGCGUCAGCACCAGUGAUGGUUCCGAAUGUUGUCGAGGAUACUGUGAGGAGCUGUCUGUCUCCGCUGUUCAAGGAACUGCUGCAUUGCGCAAUCAACGGCCCAUGUAAUUCGUCUUUGGGGGGCGUGGCUUUGAAUCCACUGCCGUUGAAUUUUUCUGGUGGUUCCUUGAAUAUCUCAAGUACUGAGGCUGUGGACGAUAGGUGGAGGAAGCAGCAGAUUUUGGAGCUGGAGGUGUACUCGAAGCGGUUGGAGUUGGUGCAGGAGCAGAUCAAGAUGGCGCUUGAGGAUCUGAAGUCGAUGGACAAUUAGAAGGAAAAUUUUCUUCAGCGCCAUAAAAUGGUAAAAUGGGCAGUUAGUAUUUGGCGUUUUGUUACAUUUGCUAAAGAAAAAUUCAUAUCCCGUUGUUGCUGUUUGAAUUUCUUUGUUUAGUUUUUAAGGUAUAGAAGAACUUCUCAAAUAAUGCAUUUAUUUAUCGUUUUCAUGUUUCAUGUUCAAUCUGGUAUCUCUUGUAGUUUAUAACUUAAGAAAAAGGGAUUGAUGGAAUUGAUGGAGAAAUGGGGGGUUACUGUUAUUUGUAAAUCCUUGCCCUCAA